UUUUUGUUUUUAUCUUUCCAGCGGCACUGCUCAGCUCAUUACCUCAUUGCUUUGUUGAAAUUGAAGCCGGCUACUGCGAUCGUCUUUUCCAGUCAUUGGUUCCUGCGAUUCUGCCGUUCUCUUCAUGCUUCCCAUUUGCUCGGCUACGAGAGAGCGACGACGGCGACAAGAACCAUACGAUGGCAUCAUCGACAUCUGCUGAAGAGAUGCUGGACCAAAGCAAACCGAACCAGCUCCCUGUACCAGUCCUAGGAAUCACGCUUCAGUUUCAAGGAAGCAACCAACUGCUUGCUGCACGUUCUUUGCAGAGCCUGCCUGAAGUCGGCUGGCAACCCCUCGUGCUGCCGGGGGCCGUGGCGCGAGUCCUCGACGACGGCCUGCAUUAUUUCAUCCAUGAAAGUCUCAACCUGCCCCUCCUGGCCGUGAAAACCGGAUGCCCACAGGCUGGUGUACAGCUUGUUGUGUUUGUCCAAGAGGAGGCCAAUUUUCGCAUCAUGGAACAGUUUUACGGUAAGCUCUUUGGUGUGAAACCAAUAGAGCACGGCAGCCCCGGCAGCGCCAUCUGUACUUCGAUUAUGCCCCUUUCACCACAGAUGGAGUUUGUUUUGGCAUUCUACCGUGGUUUGAAAACUCAGUCAAUGAAGAAAGCUGCACUCUAUGUUCAUGUGAAGGAUGUUUACACCAUCCGUGGGAUUAUCAAGAUCUGCACGGAUUACUGGCAUAUAAAUGAUCCGGAGGGAAAUCGUAUCGUCAUCUUCCAGAGUCUCAAGUGACACUGAACUGUCUGUUUUUAAGGUAUGCGGAGUGAUCUCCCCCUUGAAAAAAAAAAAGAAAGACAAAAAAACAAACAAAAAUAAAAACAAACUCUUAAGACAUUCAA
Messenger RNA from Octopus sinensis (East Asian common octopus), 880 nucleotides. RefSeq lists its product as uncharacterized. The record is from RefSeq and is a predicted model, not a curated record. The transcript has a single exon. The coding region runs from base 180 to 773 and encodes 197 amino acids. Lineage: Eukaryota; Metazoa; Mollusca; Cephalopoda; Octopoda; Octopodidae.